GGUGACGUAGCCAGUGUGGCGGCCAUCUUGGUGUAGGAGGAGUUUGGAGGUAGAUUGGGGGCAGACAGUGUUCUGAGGCCGCCGUAUCCUCUCCGCCAUGUCCGCCGAGAACCUGGAGAGCAAAACGCCGGAGGAGGCCACCACUGAUGAACAGAAGGAAGUGGACGAUAAGGUAGUAAGUCCAGAAAAGGCAGAAGAGGCCAAAUUAAAAGCAAGGUAUCCUCAUCUGGGUCCUAAGCCAGGAGGCUCAGAUUUCCUGCGGAAACGGCUUACGAAAGGGCAAAAAUACUUUGACUCUGGUGACUAUAACAUGGCUAAAGCAAAGAUGAAGAACAAGCAACUUCCUACUACUACUGCUGCAGACAAGGCAGAGGUUACAGGGGAUCAUAUUCCUACUCCACAGGAUCUUCCUCAGAGGAAACCUUCCCUUGUGGCCAGCAAGCUGGCUGGUUGAGCUGGCCUGACUGCAUGAAAACCACCUCAUUCCCAUCUCUCUUCCUUUUUAACCUUCUGUUAUUCUCUGAUCCUCCUCCUUGUACACUAAUAGUCAGUCUGACAGCUUAGCAGGCAAGAGUAGUGCAAGCUGCUGUCUUGAGUGUAGGAUAAAAUUCUCUAGUAUCAGAUUAGUUGUUUAAACCGAUGCACUGAUAAACAGGCCUGUUUCUGGUAUAGCAAUGUAAAGAAAUUUACUUGAAAACAGAAAUUUACAAAUGUACAUAAUGCCUAUUUCCUACUGGUAGGACUCUUUGGGUUUUACCAUUUUAACGUCUGCUUUCCUUUAUUCACUUAAUGUUUUCCUCAUACUGUACUAAUUUUUUCUAUUUAAGUUUUUUUUUUUUUUUUUUUUUUUCCAUUCUUGUUCUGAAGUUAAAUUUUUUUUGUUUUAAGAAGCAAAGCAAAAUGUCAAAUCAACCUGGGUUCUAAAAAUUAUUAUUUUUAUUUUUUUUUUAUUUUUUUUCUGCCCUUUUAACUUGAAUGGCCUUAAAACUUUCUCAGCUUUAACGACAGGAUUGGACUUGAGCAAUAUUUGCUCACACUGCUGUAACCUUUCGUACACAAUGAAAGUGGCCCCGUUGAAGCUGGCAUCUUUCCUGGUGAAUAGCGUAGAACCUUAUGUUGAAGAGUUGGAUGAUGUGCGCAUGUGCAUAGACUGUUGAAUUCACUUUUGUGCCAUUUUGUAAAUACAAUAGUUUUGCACAACCUUUUUGCAAAUGUGUACUAAUUUUUACAGUUUACAAGAUCUAUAUGUAAAUCUGUAGCACACUUUAGCUCCUUAAGUCCUGGCAGCAUUUUAUUUCCCAGAGUUAUUGCCACCAUUCAGAAUUCACGUCUUGUGCGUGAACUUAAAGUCGCAAAAGUUUGUGUGUUUUUUUUUUUUUUUUUUAAGUUUGGUAAAGAUGCAAACCUUGAACAAAAAUAUUUGUUAGAUAUGUUGGAACUGCACGAAGGCCUGUUCAUGCUGCUGGAAGAUCACCCUAAUGGAGGUGAAGCGGGUAUCCUUUAUAUUUGAUCUGGCUUGUAUUUGUAGUAACAUCACUGAUUGUUGAUUUGCCUGUCAACAUAUCGCAAACUGCAUGCGUUUGCACCCGACUGCAUUUACGGUGGUCCUGCAUGCCACUGUUUUGAUCCGCAUGCACCCAUCUGCGGCAAAAAGGGUUAUUUGCCAGACUGCAGCACUUGCUAGGCCAUGAAGGUUUAUCUUCAUCACUGCAGAUAUUGCUAAGUAACAUCUUCCCUGAUGUACAGUUUUCUUGGAAAUGGUGUUCAGCAACAGUGGAGUUGCCCAGAGUUGUGUGCAGAGGAUGUACACAUUUCCUCUUGUAAACACAGUUUGGAACAGGGUUGUGACCAGCAUUGGUAUGGAUGAUCAUUUUGGGACACAGAUGAUAUUUAAGCAAAACAAAUAUCGUAAAUUAUUGGUAAAGAAAUCUUAUUGUUUUGUUUCUCUGCUAAACCCUUGAGGUGUAUAUUAUUACAGUGCUUAUUGGUGUCCUGCAGUUGUUAACUGGUAUCAACACUUAAAAUAGUUUGUUGUUGCAUAAGACCUCCAAUCAUGCUGGAUAUACUGAACAUUUAUGAAUAUUGUUAAUAAAGAUUGCAACUGUA
Rana temporaria (common frog) is the source of this 2106-nucleotide messenger RNA. RefSeq names its product cAMP regulated phosphoprotein 19 (gene ARPP19). Gene Ontology annotation, cellular component: cytoplasm. The record is from RefSeq and is a predicted model, not a curated record. Gene Ontology annotation, molecular function: protein phosphatase inhibitor activity. Bases 98 to 454 code for a protein of 118 amino acids. Lineage: Eukaryota; Metazoa; Chordata; Amphibia; Anura; Ranidae. The transcript has 3 exons.